Molecule: messenger RNA, 2328 nt
Organism: Penicillium expansum
Lineage: Eukaryota; Fungi; Ascomycota; Eurotiomycetes; Eurotiales; Aspergillaceae
Product: ubiquitin C-terminal hydrolase family protein
Exons: 5
Coding region: 1-2328 (775 amino acids)
Biological process (GO): protein deubiquitination
Cellular component (GO): cytosol; nucleus
Molecular function (GO): cysteine-type endopeptidase activity; cysteine-type deubiquitinase activity
Source: RefSeq, a predicted model, not a curated record
AUGAGUGGUAUCCAUCGGUUUCUGACGCGUCGCGACCGGCACAAUAAGUUGAAUAAGCAAAGCAAAGAAGAGGCAUCUAACAUACUUUCACGUCCUCUAUUCCAUGGAAUUUUCAAGUCAGAGACGACUCUGGCAGAUAAUGAUGAUCAUGAGAAGAAGACCAAAGCCCUUGCUCAACGAAUUAAACAACUUGGAAUCACUGCUUUAGAUGAAGAGCACAUCAAUUAUGCAUUGCAAACCACACAAGGCGACACAGAGAAGGCAUUCAGCCUACUACUUCUGCUGGAGGACUCCAUCGAGGGAAUCAUCAGGAAUUACACACCCAACACCAAGCUCUUAGGUGCAGAAAAUCGCCAAGGAGUAACAUGCUAUCUGGACGCGUUGUUGUUCGCCAUGUUUGCGCGCCUCGAUUGUUUUGAGGCCAUUCUCUAUAAAUCAUUUAAUGAUGAGCCUCGUCGAAAGCUUGCAAUCCUUCUGAGACUGUGGGUGAAUCUGCUGCGAUCGGGGAAUCUCAUCACUACAGACAUGACAAAACACCUGCAGGAUGCCCUAGCAGAGUGUGGUUGGGAAGAUGCGGCCAAACUUCAACAACAGGAUACUUCAGAAGCAUUCACUUUCAUUACAGAAAAGUUAGAACUGCCACUCCUGACUUUGAAGAUGGACAUUUAUCAUACUGGAAAGGAGGAUGAAAGUGACGACCAUAAGUUCGUCAAUGAGAGGCUUCUCGAAGUUGCCAUACCGCCCGAGCCAACUGACGGACACUCACUCACACUGGAAGACUGUCUGGAAGCUUACUUCAAUAACAUGAUUGAAGUGAAACGACACAUGGAACGACGCAACACCACUACCUCGAUCAGAUCGAUGGACUCACUCUCCAUAUCCAAAGGGUCUACCUCACAUGUUGAAACAGUGGAGAUUGAGACUACGCCCACCAUGUCUCGCGUUCAAACAAACACGUCGCGCGUUGAAAAACCAAACCCCUGGUCAUCGUUCAGUGAGUUCAGUGAAUCCCUCGAGGCAGCUCGGACACCUGGUCGACGUGGUAGUAUUGUUCGACAGCGGUUCUUUCCGGAUUCAAGUGACGAUACGAAGACCAAAGAUUCGAAUACGGAGAAAGAUACUAGUGCAGAUCAAGAUACUAGUGGGAAUACGCAACCACGAAGGGGUUCAUACAAGAAGGAAGUAAUGAUGCCUGCAUGGCAAUUUUUCAGUUUGAUACCGUGGUAUACCGAUAAUACACCAACAAAUGAUGCGCAAGUUGCAGCACACUUUUCCUCAAAACGGCCGAUUCUUGGGAUGUGUCUGAAACGGUAUUCCUUCUUGCCAGACGGGAGGGCAGUCAGACUCAAUACUCAUAUUGAUAUACCAACCGAGAUCGGCCUGCCUCACUUCAUCCAAGAUGACAACUUGGAUGCGAAUGCUCCUAUCUUUGGGAGCUUUAAACUCUCUUUGCAGGCUCUGGUUUGCCAUAGGGGAAAUUCGGUUGACUCGGGGCAUUAUAUUUCCAUUGUUCGAGGUACCAAUUGCCCCAAUACCGGCGCUCCUGUCACCACCGGCCCAGAAGACCCGGAGACAUCAAAACACUGGAUGCGCUUCGACGACCUUGCAGCAGAACGAGUGACACUGGUUGAUAUUGAUCACGCAUUGAAGACCGAAUCUCCUUAUCUUCUGUUCUACCAAAUUCUUCCGAUCAGCGAAGAUCCCUCUGCACCCAACAUUCCAAAUGCACCAUCGUCUCGGGCGUCAGACGGCAGUACACUAGGGGACCUAACAGAUUUCAGCCUCGAAGACCUUGCUUCUGACCGACCAAGUGUUGAAGUCACAGGGCCAUGCGAGACUAAUGCGCAAACUUUAGCCAACAUCGCAAGGCGAUCCAGCAUAGCAUUCUCAGAAACCAGCAAUCCGGCUGGUCUUCAGCCACGCUCUAUUCCAUCCUCAUCGCCUAGGCUGGCACCGACGGAAGAAGGAAGCACAAAGGGAAUAUCCUUUUCGCGCCGUGGGUCUCGAUCGGCCAGGAGCAAUCCCGGAAGCCGUACUGGCAGCCAAACGGGUGAAAAUAGAAUCAGUGCCACUUUUUCACGCUUUGCUGAACGGCUUAGUCGGGAUAAAAUUAGCAAUGACGGAUUUACGGAGGGAAAUGAAGGGGAUGAGUCUGCAUUAGAGAUUGAUGACACUGUGGAUGAUAUGAAACUUGGGCCAGCUGCCCUUGAGAGCAAGGAAAAGCGUGGAAGAGGCCGAACGAAGGAUCGCGAGAGGAAUAAAGGGAAGUCAAAGGAGAAAUCCAAGGAGAAGAACAGGAAAUUGGAUCGGGAAUGUGCAGUGAUGUGA